Vicia villosa (hairy vetch) is the source of this 856-nucleotide messenger RNA. RefSeq lists its product as uncharacterized. NCBI's taxonomy places the organism in Eukaryota, Viridiplantae, Streptophyta, Magnoliopsida, Fabales, Fabaceae. Bases 387 to 779 code for a protein of 130 amino acids. The transcript has 2 exons. Gene Ontology annotation, molecular function: zinc ion binding. The record is from RefSeq and is a predicted model, not a curated record.
AUUGUUGCAUCAGAUUUAUUGUAUCAGUUCUUGAAUUUUAGAUCACUACUAUAAAUAAUACAUUUUUGGGUUAAAUGCAAUUCACCCCCCUGCCAUUAGGGCGUGUUUCAGAUUUGUCCCCUUGAAUCUUUUUUUUUUAAGAAGACACCCUUAUAAAAGUGUAAACCCAGUUUCACCACACCCUUUUACUACCAAUGCUGACUGGGCUUUGAUUGAUUGGCUGACGUGGCAAAUGAAUUAUGCUGACUGUGUUAUCUUCUUAAAAAUAAAUAGAUUUCUAGGGUUUUCUUUCUCCCCCAAUCUGAAAAUUGCUCGUACCAGUUUCAAUUCCAUCCCUGUGCUUACCCUGUUCUUCCUCGUCCAUUCAAUUCGAUCAUCGCGUAGUCAUGGUUGGAUGCAGUUCACGAAUGAGCACGGUUGGGUCAGUAUCAUCGCAUGAUUUGCCCAGAUGUGGGUGUGGUGUAACGAUGAAGAUGUGGAGAGCCAACACAGUGCAAAACCCCAACCGAAAAUUCUGGAAAUGUCGAAGCGCUGGGACUGAGAAUAGCUGUGAACUAUUUUUAUGGGAUGAUGAAAUUGUCGAAUUCAACAAAGGAGAAACUGUCACUUCACCAUUUUGCAAGAAGUGUGAUAUACUACAAAUGAAACUGGAAUCAGUGUCAAACAAAUUGGAGAAAGUGAAGAUGAAGGUUGAAGUUCAGAAAAGGAAAAUUAUGCAGCUUAGGAUAACACUUGUUUUGUGUUGUAUGAUUGUUGGUUUUAUUUACAAUUUCAUGUAAUUUGUCUAAUUUAGUUAGGGUUGAAUGAUGUAAUUUUCGAUGAUGUGUAAUAUACUUGGAAACAUGUUUUUAAUUGA